This is a messenger RNA of Trypanosoma brucei brucei TREU927, 918 nucleotides long. RefSeq lists its product as hypothetical. The record is from RefSeq and is a predicted model, not a curated record. Lineage: Eukaryota; Euglenozoa; Kinetoplastea; Trypanosomatida; Trypanosomatidae. The transcript has a single exon. The coding region runs from base 1 to 918 and encodes 305 amino acids.
AUGUCAAGCAACACGUGCAUAAACACAGCGUUACUCGACUUUUGUACGCGACUGGACAAUGGGCCGAAAGCGAGUAGCGGUGAAAGUAACCUCCCGAAGCGUAGUCCGGAGGAAAUGCAAUGGUUGAGGGAAGCACUAGCAUCCGUGGAGCAGCCGGAGAGGAAAAUAAGGCGCAUAUUGGAUGCCGUAGCGGGUGAGGGCCUUUCUGAGGAUGUCUGUUUGGAGCAUUUGGAAGAGUUGAGCGACAUGGUUGAGGACACCAACUGGGCUGUCGAGUUCGUCCUCGGUGGCGGUCACCGGAUUAUCCUGGAUUUCAUGCAUAAGCGAAAGCUGGCCGCUGGGAGCGCGGAGAUACGGCAGGCUGCUGCGAUGGUUGUUGCUCACGCUGCGCAGCUCAAUGAACGUGCACAGAAAUGCUUUGAGGAAAUACAAUGGCAAAGUGUACUGGUCCCCAUGCUGAUGAAGGAAGAAGAUCCCGCCGUUAUUGCUGCUUUGCUCCACGCAUGUAGCUGUCUGUGUCGUGAUUAUGCACCGAAUGCACAGCUAUUUGCUCGUGCAGAUGGUGUCGACAUCAUCAAGGGCUUUCUCGAUGUGGACAGUAUCGGUUCGCGCAGCAACGAUAAGAUAGUUAAGCGUGUGUUGUUCUUCCUGUCAUAUCUUGCUGAGGUUGUGACCGUCGACGUACCGGACUUAACGCAGCGCAUAGCUGCGGUGAUUGACAGUGACGACGAUGAGGUCCAAGUUGUGGUUGCCCGGGCCCUUUUGUCACUUGCGGCUAAGAAUUUGUCAGCUGUUCGUGCGGUACUGCAGGAGGAGAAACCGGGGUGCCUUUCGCAGUGGCAGAGUCAGCUCUUAGAAGAUGAUGAUUGUAGGCGACAGCUAAUGAGGGUGCUGAGCGGCGACGAAUUGAAGGGCUGA